This is a messenger RNA of Eremomyces bilateralis CBS 781.70, 762 nucleotides long. RefSeq lists its product as uncharacterized. The transcript has 3 exons. Gene Ontology annotation, biological process: peptidyl-lysine dimethylation. The coding region runs from base 1 to 762 and encodes 253 amino acids. Lineage: Eukaryota; Fungi; Ascomycota; Dothideomycetes; Eremomycetales; Eremomycetaceae. The record is from RefSeq and is a predicted model, not a curated record. Gene Ontology annotation, molecular function: protein-lysine N-methyltransferase activity.
AUGUUCCAGGAGCCGGAAGGGUUUUUCCCCGAAGAGAAACAACCGACAAAGGCUUCGUAUCAAAUGAUGAAUGGAACAAAACUGGAGCUGCGCAUGGUCGGAUUUAAUGCUCUCUGGGGACAUCACCUUUGGCAGGGCGCCCGUCGAGUAUCGAGAUAUCUAGAAGAACACCUAGCUACAUUUCUGCCAGGCAAAGCAGUGUUGGAGCUUGGUGCUGGUGCGGGUCUGCCGAGUCUCGUCUGUGCAAAGCUCGGGGCGAAGGCCGUCAUUGUCACCGACUACCCGGACGCCGACCUUGUGGAGAACCUCGCGUUAAACGUGAAAACACUGUCGGAGUCGGGUCUCCCUGGGACAUUGCAUGCGGAGGGUUUCCUCUGGGGUGCUGAUCCAAGCUCGCUACUUGCACAUAUUCCUCAAGCAACGGGGGACGUGAAUGACCGCGCGUUCGAUAUGGUUCUGUUGGCAGACCUCCUCUUCAACCAUUCGGAGCAUCACGCGCUGCUCAAAACGGUCCAAUCGACGCUUCGGCGCGGCGAGGGCGCCAGGGCGCUAGUAUUUUUCAGUCCGUAUCGACCGUGGCUGCUGCAGAAAGAUUUGGCGUUCUUCGAGCUCGCAAAGCAGGGUGGGUUGAAGGUUACUAAAGUAGGGGAGUGGGUGGAAGAGAAGGUUAUGUUCGAGGAGGAUCGAGGUGAUGAGCUGCUCCGGCGAACCGUAUUCGGCUACGAACUUUCUUGGGACGACGUGCUUCCACAAUCAUCGUGA